Molecule: messenger RNA, 1151 nt
Organism: Drosophila pseudoobscura
Lineage: Eukaryota; Metazoa; Arthropoda; Insecta; Diptera; Drosophilidae
Product: involucrin
Exons: 2
Coding region: 34-1053 (339 amino acids)
Source: RefSeq, a predicted model, not a curated record
GUUGAGAUAGUUGAGGCAAACGAAGACGUUGAUAUGCUAUGCAAUAAGGGAUUCUGGACGAUCCUGGUCCUGGUCUGGGCCAUCGCCCUUUCCAGCGACCUCUCGCUGGUGAGCGGCCAAACGGUGGCGCCCCGAACGAGCUCCACGGUGAAGCCCACCAGUGCCCCCAAGCUGGAUGUGAGGCCCACCAAGCCCAUGAUGAUUGUGAAUGCCCCGCCCAACAAGCAGAAGCAUCUCGUUCCCGUUCCGGUUCCGGUUCCGGUCCCGGUCCAGGUGGAGAUGCCGGCCGAGCCGAUGCAGCUGAAGUCGGGAAUGCAGGUGAAGGACACCAAGCCGCUGCAGGUGACUGGAUUCAUCACGAAGUCUGGGAACAUCUACGAGAUCGAGGACAAGCGCGGCAUGGGGUCCAUCGAGGGGCGACAGGCGGAUGAUGGCCAGGACCAGAUCGUGUGUAACUACGGCAAUGUGGUCAUCUACAGUGAUGUGCCCUGUGACCAGGUGACCAAUGUCCGGGUUGGCGAGAUCAAGCCCAUCAAGGCAGGCGGCAGCGGAGGCGGUGGCGAGCAGCCCGCGGAGGUCAGCACCGAGAAGCCUCAGUCGCAGUCGCAAGAGGAGGAGCAGGCCCCCGAGAAGCAGGAGCAGGAGCAAGAGGAUGGGGAGAAGGAGCAGGAACAGGAGAGCAACCAUCCGCGCGGUCAGCAGAAUCAGGGGGCGAAUCGUCGCCGUCGCCGUCGUCCCCAGCAGCAGCAGAAGCGCCGCCGCGGCCAAGGCGGCAAUGUGGUGCGCCGCCGCCGCAUACGCAACGGCAAUGGCAAUCAGAACACGCGUCGUGGCGUUCAGCAACAGCGACGUCGCCCCAACCAGCGCCGUGGCAGCGGCAACAGCAACGGCAACAGACAGAAGCAGCAGCAGCAGAAGCGCCGCCGACAGCAGCAGCGUCGUCGUCAGCAGCAGCAGAGGCAGAAGCAGCAGCGUCGACGUCGCCAGCAGCCCAAAAGGCAGCGUCAGCAGCAGCAGCGUCUUCGCGUUCGCGAGGACAACAACGAGGUCUAGGGGGGCAAGGGGAAGUGGUAUUCCCCACUAAACGCACUCCAUCCAGGCCCAGAUCUUACCAGUGACACAGUAGUCGAAUAAAGAGCAAGCGAGCAAAU